This is a messenger RNA of Aspergillus sclerotioniger CBS 115572, 687 nucleotides long. RefSeq lists its product as uncharacterized. Bases 1 to 687 code for a protein of 228 amino acids. The record is from RefSeq and is a predicted model, not a curated record. Lineage: Eukaryota; Fungi; Ascomycota; Eurotiomycetes; Eurotiales; Aspergillaceae. The transcript is spliced from 2 exons.
AUGGACAAGAAUCCAACCGGGGAUGCAUCCCCCACAAAAUCCCCGAUCAAGUCCACCCAUGGCAGUACUGAUCCUCCUCCCUCAGACAAAGAGACUUUACCCCACACCCAGGACGUCGAGGCCCUCAUGGCCGAGAUUGACCACCUCAAAUGGAAAGUUGCAAUUCUUAAGGGCGAAGCAGGAGAGAAAUCAUCCCUUUGCAAUGAACAAAGCCUCAUACUAUUCUCCGGGGGGGAAGGUUGGCUCCCGGUUUAUAACAGGGAAUUGGAAGCCGAAGUCAAGUCCGUUCUGCAAGACGUGGGAAAUUGGUGCCGGCAAUAUGCCCUAGGAGGUCCGACCGAGGUUGCACACCUGUCCCCCUGUGAGAAGCAAAGUAUCAUUCGUAGCCUGGAGGGCUACUGGGUACAGGAUCUCGACUGGGAUACACUGAUGAGAUCUUUUCCUUUUCCAAUCUCUCAGAAUGUGCUUCAGCUGGUCGCCCAAACCAUGUUGACAAAGGACAUCAUAGAAAAGGUCUUCGAGAAUCCAUUCUGGUAUUUGGAAGCGAGCGACCAGCAGGAGAAAAGCCAACGCUCUGAUUGCUUUGCAUGGCAUCUGCAGCGCCUGUACCUUCCGUUCGUCGAAAGUAAGCCUGUCACUCUGCACACUGACGCCCCUCCCCGCUUUUUCUUGCUACAUGUCUGCUGA